Tachyglossus aculeatus (Australian echidna) is the source of this 2609-nucleotide messenger RNA. RefSeq names its product BORA aurora kinase A activator (gene BORA). Gene Ontology annotation, biological process: regulation of mitotic nuclear division; regulation of mitotic spindle organization; activation of protein kinase activity. NCBI's taxonomy places the organism in Eukaryota, Metazoa, Chordata, Mammalia, Monotremata, Tachyglossidae. The record is from RefSeq and is a predicted model, not a curated record. The transcript is spliced from 12 exons. Bases 89 to 1786 code for a protein of 565 amino acids. Gene Ontology annotation, cellular component: cytoplasm; nucleus. Gene Ontology annotation, molecular function: protein kinase binding.
GGCGGCGGCGGCGAGCCGGCCGGUCCGUCCGGGACAGCGGCGGCCCGGCUUUGGCCACCUCGACGUCCAGCAGGAGCAGUUGUGUGCUAUGGGAGAUGCCAAAGAAGCUAAAAUUCAAAUAACGCCAGAAACCCCAGGACGGGCUACAGUCUUAAAUCCUUUCGAAAGUCCAUCGGAUUAUUCUUCGCUACAGGAGCAGAUCGUUUCCAGUCCUUCUAUUUUUAAGUCGACAAAAUCUUCAGCGACUCCGGGGAAAUUUAGAUGGUCUAUCGAUCAACUAGCCGUGAUAAAUCCUGUGGAAAUAGAUCCAGAAGACGUUCACCGUCAGGCCUUAUUUUUAAAUCAUUCCCGGAUAGAUAAAGAUGUGGAAGACAAAAGACAAAAAGCCAUCGAAGAGUUUUUCACCAAAAGUGUCAUUGUGCCUUCUCCUUGGACUGAUCACGAAGGAAAGCAACUUUCGCAAUGUCAUUCUAGUAAAUGUGUAGAUGUAAAUAGCGUUUCUCCGAUUGGAAGAGAACUGUCACUUCAGUCUGGAAAAAGCAAUGCUGCUUGUCAGACUCUGUUGUCUUUGCCUGUGGAUUUUAAUUUAGAGAAGAUAUUAGGUGACUAUUUCCGAGCCGAUGAAUUUGAGGACCAGUCCCAAGAGAACUUAAGUUCCUCAUCCCUCCGAAGGAAGCUGUUUUUGGACGGCAAAGGAAGCAUGUCUGACUGCCUGUCCCUGGCAUCCCCGGAAAGUCCGCAGAGUAAUGUCCCUGCGUCCCUCGGAGUCCUCUGUUCCAUAGAUUUAUCUCCGGUUCCGUGUAGAAGCCCAGUGGAAACACCUAGUUCGGGUCAGUUUUCCUCCAGCCCUAUUCGAGGAGGUGCAAGGGCGUACAGCCUGGGAAGCGUAACUAGCCCUACUUUUCCAGAGAAGUCUCCCUCAACUGCUGCUUCACCAACGUUUUCGCCAAUUGCUUUUCAGAUAGGGAAGACGCCACUUUCAGAGCCAGAAGAAUUUGCUUUUCGUUCUCCUGAUGCCCCAUCGGUACCAAGCGCUCACGGAAUUUCCAACUCUUGUACCAGAAGUCCUUAUAUAGAUGGAUGUUCUCCAAUUAAAAACUGGUCCCCGAUGAGCCUUGGGACAUGCAGGCGAAGUGCCCAGUAUCGGACGCCUCUGAUUCGGAUUCCUUUUACCCUUGAGCAUCACAGCAAAGAGGAAGAGAAAGAGAACGCCCCGCUCACGGAGCCCCCGCCGCCCGCGCUGGAUCCCGGAGUCCCCCCGUGCCCCCCGGCCGGUGACGCUUGCCCCCAUGGCACGCAUCUCGUCGUGACCGCCGUGUCCGUUACGUCCGAUCAGGCCCGCGCCUGCGACCGUGAGUCGGCUCUGUCGCAGGACGCCGAAGGUGCCAAAGAAAACAACACCGUCGAUAUGGUCGAUCCCGUAGAGGUAACAGACCAGCACACUUGGUCCAAGGAGACGGUUGGUAACGGCAGCCUGCCGAUGACCGGCUUUAUGACUGGAAUUGCGUUCAGCAUUGAAAGUUCUCACAUGUGCAUGUCACCUCUUGCAGAAAGCAGCGUCAUUCCUUGCGAAAGCAGUAGCAUUCAGGCAGACAGCGGCUACAAUACGCAGACUGGCGGAAACAGCAUUAUGGAUGUAGUUGUGGGAGAGAGUGGCAGUGGAGAAAACGAAUCGCUACCCUGUGAGAUUCAGGGCAAUCCUCAACUUUUCAAAUCAAAGCAAGGGCAACCAACUCAAGGAUGCUGGGCCAAAAACGUGCCUUCGGCCCAGUGGAGCGGGCCGUAGAGAUGCCCGUUGGAAAGCAGUUGAAUUUGCAGGUUUUAUUCAGCCUGUGACCGGAGUGUAAUAACUGUAUGAUUGGGAUGAAAUUACCUCAGCUACAUCUUGAGAACUUGUAGAAGUCCUCCCCAAUGUGAAAGGGGGCACUGAAAAUCAAGUGCCUGAAUCGAUGAUGUUUACAGGAAACGGUGAAGCUAACAAUGCCUAGAAUUCUAACAGAUCACAGAUGUACCAGUUAAUUCAUUUUUAUCACUAGACAUUUUCAAAUUAACACAGAAAUUACGAUUUGAUGCCUGAAGAAGACCGACAGAAUACUGCAAGUUUCGAGAUGGUUAUGGGACAAAUUCAAUCAUUUGUCAUUUUUCAAUUUGCUAUUACCAAGGGUAAAAUACUGGCUUUAAGUGUGUAACAAAUAAUGAACCCUUAUUUGUAAUUUUGCCCUUUUAAACAUUGUGCACUUUCCAUCAUGGCGACUUGAAUGUUUUAAACAUGACUAUUGACUCUAGCCUUGGCAUAAAUUAUGAAACUACAAUUUAACUGUGAAAAAGAACAGUAUAGCUAUACCUGCAACUUUACAGUUUACAUUUUUUGGAGGAGUAUAUUUCUAGAAUAUGUAGUAUGCCCUUGCGUAUCAUCCUUUUGAAUAUUUUUUUCAUUCAGCAUUAUCUAAAUGUUUAAACAAACAAGGAAAAAGUUUCUGCCACAAGGUGUGACUUUUUAAAACUUAAAUUUAAUGAAAUAUUUUGUCUUGUUCUACCAAGGAAGUUUCGGAAGCUGAAUCACAUGGCUUUUUGCCUAUUUACCACAAAAUAAACAUGUUUCUAAACUA